Messenger RNA from Salvia miltiorrhiza (redroot sage), 1326 nucleotides. RefSeq lists its product as uncharacterized. NCBI's taxonomy places the organism in Eukaryota, Viridiplantae, Streptophyta, Magnoliopsida, Lamiales, Lamiaceae. The record is from RefSeq and is a predicted model, not a curated record. The coding region runs from base 367 to 1326 and encodes 319 amino acids. The transcript is spliced from 3 exons.
CCACCUCUCUAAAUUAUAAAGAAGGAUCAAACCAAACGUCUCUUUCUCAGUUCUCAAUUUUCUCCAAUUCUAUUUUCUCUUCUACUAUCUCUCUCAAGUCUAAAACUCAUUAUCUCCAUUCUCCAAUUCUCUAUACUGCAGUGUUUAACAAAUAACAAUCAACAUUCAACAGACAACAAGCAAGGUUGGGAUGUUAGUCUAUGACUCAGUGGAAAUUCAAAUUCAUUUAUAGAGCAAGAGAUUAGAGAAGAAAUCUGAAAUCAUCAAUUCAUCGAGAUCAUUGGAGCCUGGUUCUAUCAUUCCUUUCUAUUUUUUUUUACAUUAUAUAGUUAAUUUUACUUACUUUGAUUGUGCUUAAUAGUUAAUAUGACUCGAAAGUCUAAAUCAGGAUAUGAAAAGCGCUGUAAAAAAAAGAAAGAAAUUGAAUUCAUCGAAUCUCAAAGGGGUGCUUUUCAUAAGUUUUUGACAAAAAAACCUCAAGCAGGUGAAAAAUCUGGUACUUCUAAUGGGUUAGAUGAAAUUGUUGUUGAUUGUGAGAAUGCUGAAAUUUUAAAAAAUACUAUUGAUGAUGUUAGCAAGGAUAUUACAAAUAAUUCAAAUGAUCUGGAUGAUAUUUCUGGUGGUGAGAAUGACAAUACUAAUGUUACACAAAAUGAUUCUAUUUUAGUUGACAUAUAUGAUCCAAGAAAAUGGGAUGGUCUUGAUUCAAAUUUGAUUGAUGUUUUGGUAGUAAAUGGUCCAAAAAGAGACUUAACUAUAGUGAAUGGCCCUAAAUAUAAAUAUUCUAGAAGAUUCUCUUCAACUUUUUAUACUAGAUAUUUGUCUAAUGGUGAAACUUGUGAUAGAGAGUGGCUUGUUUACUCAAAGGAGCUUGAUAAAGUUUUUUGUUUUUGCUGUAAAAUAUUCAAAAAAGGUCAUGGAAAAGGUCAAUUAACAAAUGAAGGCUUUAAUGAUUGGACUCACCUUAGUACUAGACUUAAAGAACAUGAAACAAGUGUUGAUCAUGUAUUGAAUAUGACUACUUGGUGUGACCUUCGAUAUAGAUUGCCACAAAAUGAAACAAUUGAUAAAGUUGCUCAAGAAUUACUUAAAAAAGAAAAGGAAUACUGGAAAGAUGUUAUAACUAGAAUUAUUAUUAUUGUGAAGUAUCUUGCGAAACAUAACCUAGCAUUUCGCGGAAAAAAUGAAAAGCUAUAUAAAACUAGGAAUGGCAAUUUUUUGGGUUUAAUUGAGAUGUUGGUGACAAACAUGGCUUUCAAGGGGGAAAAUGGUACUAUCAAGAGGAGAAACCGAACGUUAGAGACGAUCUUCUACAAUGCUUCAUAG